Messenger RNA from Brachypodium distachyon (stiff brome), 1026 nucleotides. RefSeq lists its product as uncharacterized. The coding region runs from base 125 to 703 and encodes 192 amino acids. The record is from RefSeq and is a predicted model, not a curated record. The transcript has a single exon. NCBI's taxonomy places the organism in Eukaryota, Viridiplantae, Streptophyta, Magnoliopsida, Poales, Poaceae.
AGUACACUCCGGCGCGCCCUACCCUCUGCCUUUCUACAGCGACGGCGUGAGUUCGUAACGCAUCCUUCCCAUCACUCAGAGAGAGAGAAAGAGAGAGAGAGAGCAACCGCACGGAGCGGCUGAGAUGAAGGCGGAGAAGGCAGCGGUGGCCGUCGGCGGCGUCGGCGACGAGUGGCGGUGCCGGAAGCACCCCGCGGCGAGAUCCGGCGGCGGGGUGUGCCCGUACUGCCUCCGAGACCGGCUGCUCCGCCUCUGCCCCAACUGCGCGCGCGUGCGCCCCUGCCCCUGCACGUGCGCCGGCUCCCCUUCCUCCUCGUCCUCGGCUGCGUCCGGCGAGACCGUCGGCCGGGUCCACAGCCUCAUCGAGCGGGAGCACCGAAUGGCCCGGUCGCGGUCCGUCGCUGCGUCGUCCUCCGCCGCGAUGGCCUCCGUCGCCGCAUCCGGCGUCGGCGGGAGGCGGAAGGCGAGGAUUUGGGGGUGGACGCCCUUCUGGAAGUCCGCGGCCAAGGAAGGGGAGGAGGACGAGGAGGAGAAGCUGGGGCUGGCGAGGUCGAGCUCUGUGUCCGCGACGGCCGUGGAGGCGAAGACGGUAGCAGCGAAAGCCGCGGCGGCGAAGGCACGGUGGGGCGGCUGGCACUUCCCGAGCCCAAUGAAGGCGUUCAGGCACCGGAGAUCGUCGGCGAGCAUGCCGGAGCGGGGGUGAGAUUCCUCGAGUACCAGUAGUGGGGGGUGGGUUGCUUUAGGAGGUGACUAAGUAUAAAUUGUUUAACUAAAAUGGGGCAUUAGGGGAGGAUUUUCUCUUGUUCUUUUUCGCUUUUUUUGACUCGCGUGCUAAUGCUAUGAUGAUUAAACUAAAUCACACUCCAAAGCCUGCGAUCUGGGCGUAAUGCGCGAGCAAAACACCUUUGGUGGUGGUGGUGGGCUCUGCACACGUUUUGCUUUGCCCCUUCGUGGUGUGUUUCUACUGUUUGUACCAUCAAAUUGGACAUUUUAAGCUCCCGGUUUGAUCUGCACGACUUUCUGGUA